AUGUUGCAGAAUAAAAUAGAGGAUAGCGUAAGUAAUGAAGAAGUGGAAGUUGAUAUAGACGAAUUGCUCGACAUGGACAGUGACGAACACAGACGGAGGCAUUUACAGAACAUCCUUAUCAAUGCCAAAGGCUCACAAAAUGAUGUUAAGGUAAUGGGUAUUUUCAUUCUUUUGAGACUUUUAUUUAGUUUUUCUUUUAAUGAUAAUAGAGAGUUGUUGUAA
Messenger RNA from Ceutorhynchus assimilis (cabbage seed weevil), 222 nucleotides. The record is from the annotation of a GenBank genome assembly. Lineage: Eukaryota; Metazoa; Arthropoda; Insecta; Coleoptera; Curculionidae.